Messenger RNA from Acanthaster planci (crown-of-thorns starfish), 4316 nucleotides. Its product is annotated as P2R1A-PPP2R2A-interacting phosphatase regulator 1-like. Gene Ontology annotation, molecular function: protein serine/threonine phosphatase inhibitor activity. The record is from RefSeq and is a predicted model, not a curated record. Lineage: Eukaryota; Metazoa; Echinodermata; Asteroidea; Valvatida; Acanthasteridae.
GCUCUGGCAUCACGUACGUACGGGUACACUGUGAAUGAACAUCACAGAAAACUUUGAGAUGGGGUCCCCUGUGCAUAUGAAUUUUUCUUUUCCUUUAUCGCUUCAAGACUACAAAUCCAUACACGUUUGACAAACUUAAAAGUGAUUCAGAUUCUGAGAAAAGGCCCUGAACUCUGUGGCUCUUCACAAAACACUUCUGGGUCCGGAUUCACAAUGGGAGACAAGGACUCGAUCUGUUGUCACGGCGAGUCGGCGGACGAGGGGCAGAUGGAGAUCGAACGGGUCAUGUCCCCCAGCGGCGACAGCCAGAGCAGACUGGAAGAUAACAGAGAGACAGGGAUACUGCGGCGAUCCAAUAGCGCCCCCAUGUUUGACGGACCUACCAUGAGUGACGAGUCGCCGGUAUUUCAACCAAUCAGAGAGAGGCAGAGGGUGCGCCGAUUCAGCGCCAACAUGUCCGGCAAUGCCAAGACUGCCAACGCCAGUACUCCAGUGCGCGUUCCGUCGCGCAUCCGGCAGAUUCAACAGGAAGAGAGCCUGGACGUGCGGAGCAGAGAGGCCGAACACGAGAGAGAGGUGCAGUCUGCCUUUCAGAUCAGUCAUUCCUGCGAUGAAAUGAGUUUAGGUGAAAGCAUCAAGGCUUUGCGAUCAGACGGCAAGACGUUCUCCGAGCCACUGAGAAUCCUGACCUCUUCUCUUCCCAUUCCGUCGACUCCUUCGCCGAACAGGGACAGAACACCGGGGAAGCAAUGCUUCUCGCCAUCGAUGCAGAUCUCCAUGCGGAGUAAUUCACUGACUCCCAGUCCCAUCCCCAGCCCUACCAGGCAGACGUCGCGGGUCCGCAGCAUGAGCCCCGUACUUAAGCCCAGCCUACUUAACCUCAAGAGAAAAUAUGACAGCGAUAGUGAUUCUACCCCACCAAAGAGACAACUUCUGUCAUCACCAUCUCACAACAGUAGCAGCCAAAGUAUAUGCAGCCUGAGUUCCGAUGACGCCAGCCCCCCUCAGAGGAACCUGGCAGACCCCUCGGCGAGCCUGGCCAUCCCUGUCUCCACAAGUGGAGCAGUCUUUGCUUUUGCUAUGGGCGACACGCACCUAUGACAGUCGGCCUCUUCCAUUUAACCCAAAAGGGGAAGCCCAGGUACAACGUGUCUGUGUUUGUGGUUUUUGUCGUCCGUUCAUCCAAGAUGAUUUUGUGUUUUAUUUGUGAUUUAUGCUGUUUUAAAAUUUUUGUUCGAAGAGGUUUAGUCCAUGGCGGACCCUAUAACUGUUGAUCAAAACGCUUUGUAUAAAUGCAACAGAUUUAGCUGAAAUAAUGUCAACUGCAUGCUGAGAACGUUACCGAGACUCUUCAGCUGAAAAAAAAAGUAAGCGACAUUUAACCAUUUUAUUUUGUCAGUUGCAGUAUUUUGCCAAUUUCUCUUCCUGUAGAUAAAAUUUGAAGUUCUUUGUGUUGGGAAUUAUUGAGAUGAGUGUACUUGGUUCUAAGAAACUAAGAUCUUGUUUUGUUAAGAUACCAGUUACUCAACAUGUAAGACAGUAAAUUCCUUUUGUCUUAAAGAAGGACCCAGAGGCGCUGUUGGCUCAUCUGUAAACUUUAGUCCUACUCAUUGACCUAGCUUGGUUUAUCAAGACAUUUCCAUCAAGUAAAGGACUGUUCACCAUCCGGUUCCUACUUUUUUCAACCAGUAAUAGUCCCAUAACUUAGACUUUCCACCAAAUAGUUCCAAGGUUUCGUUGGUUUUUUUUCUUGUUACCAUUGGUAGAUUACUUUACGGUUUGUGUACAAUUGAAGAAGAAAAAUACCUUGUAUAAAAAUGUAAAUUUGCCGAACAAAAUGACUUUUGUUUGUAUAAGGAAACCGCCUUUGUACAUGUAGUUAUUUUUGUGUGGACAUGGUGAAACCUAAUUUACAUUUUUGAUGACCCACCCAGCAAUAAUUAUUGUCUGGUCUCUUGUCCAGUUUGCUUGAGCUGCUGAGCGGAACAUAUUUACCAGCACAUUUUUUCAGCUCAGCAAAACUGAGCCAGAUAGUCAGUCAUAAGAAGUUCACAUUGUGUGGCCAUGUUGGCCGGUAACCUGGCUCAUCGUACCCAGCUGCUCAACGGAAUCAGACCGGGCUGGUAUGCGUGACUAACAAAAGACUUUUUGCAGACACUGUGAGGGUGCCAUACUCGAGGGUGACAGUGUUGUAAUCUGUAUACCGUCACCUGAACAGUCACCUGACAUAAUACAUGUAGUCACAUGACACAGUUGUCACUGAAAAGCACGAGAUAAAAGAAUAGCUUACUUCACAGGACUCGAGACUAGCAAAUACCUGUGGAUACAAUUCUUGGUUCUUUGUUUCGGGUAAGAAUCAUGUAAUAUGUGAAUAUAAAAUGUUUAAAAGGUGAAAUUUUUUUGUAAACAUUAUUAAGGGGUAGUGCAAACUGUACAUAUGUGCUUGUAUAAAUGUAGAUAAUGAUAAAACGUAUGUAUAUUUCAAACUAUUCAGAGAGUGGAUGAUAUGUAUAAUUUAUAAUCAGACAGUAGUGUACAUAUAGAUAGCCUGCACGAUCUACCUGUUGAAACAGUAAGCUGUAGUGAUGUACAGCACGUAGUUCAUGCAUGAGAUGUACAUAUGUAUUAUACGCAGUACAAAAUCGAACAAGAAGUUUGAGUGAAUAGUAGAUGUACUGACCUCUAUCACGUGGCAGAUAUGUUGCUUUUCUACCAUUCAAAGCAAUGCAACCAAAGUGAGGCUGGAAAGAAAAAUAAUCUGUUCCCUCUUAUCAAUAUUUGAAGUUGUAUUACCAUUGCCCUUGGGUAUACAGGGAACAAGACAAACAUGGCAGCACCAUGGUAAAGGUCUAUAACAUUAGACAUAGGAAUAUUAAAGAUCGCUAGGGCUACAUUUUGCAUACCCUGUGGACAGCAUUAUGCUGCCUGUUUGAUUGACGGAGAUUUCAGAAUCUUAAGCCGCGAGUUUUAUUUUUGGCCAGAAAUUAUCGUUAAUCUUGUAAUUACGAAGAGUUUGAAGUGACAAGAGUGGUUGAUUUUAAGGCCUAGUUAAUUCUACUGCAUUUUAUUAGGCGAGAAACUAAACUUGUAGCAAACUUUUCUGGUGUCAGUGCGAAAUACAAUUAAUACUUCUGUAAGUUGACUUGCACAUUAAGUGGAGAAACGUAUUUUAGGCUAUGUACAAAACUUUCCUUGAAAGAAAGAUUCCACAGAAAGUGUCAUUCUUAUCUAGAAAUUUAGUGUCAACACUGCAGUUCAGUGAGGUGUCAUUUCUGAACAAAAAAAAUAUGUCGGGAAAGUUUUAUAGUCUAAGAUAAAUAAAAUGACAAGCCACGUUAUAAAGAAUCAUACAAGCUAAAACAAAGAAUGCGAUUAGCACAAGUGCAACACCAUCUUCAGAUGAUAUGUAUGCUGUACAUUUGUUCCUAAGAAAAUUAAUUGGAAUUGGUAUUUUCAACCAGGCGCACAUUGUAGUGCAGAGGCGUAACAUGAAGCCUUGAAAUUCCCCCAGUGUUGAAGAUUCUGCGCACUCGGGCUCAUGAAUCGUUUUCAUCUUUCUUUUCAUAUUAUUCGUUUGUCAAAAAUCAUUCAAGGGCAUAUUUUUGUAGCAUGUUGGAAGUUUUUCAGUGGCCAAGAUAGUCGUUACAUUAGAACAGUAUUUUCAAAAUACCGGUAUAAAACAGACGGCUUGUACAUUGUGCUUGACCUCAAAAGACCCAAUUUGGUGCAGAACCUCACCUUUAUUUUUCUAAAGAGAUCAUGAAACUGAGAUCUUCUUUCUGUGGAGACCGUGUUAAAACAAAGAUCAGGUAACGGGUAACUCUGGAGGCGUAGUCUGCUUACCUUGCAUCUGUGUUAACAUGCCCAGACUUAGCGUGAGAUCAACUUUGUGGGCGCCAUUUAUUUUUUUCCCAAGAAUGAACUGAUAUUAUGUUCACCAGAUUGCAUCCACAAUUCUUUCUGAUGUUAGGCAAGCCCUCAGAAAUAGCAAGUUGCUUUGAACCUUUUGGAUGGGUGCUGGAAUAAUUAUACACCAAAGACUCCCCGAGUUUCAGUAGCACCGAGUGCUCACUGACAAAAAUGUGUUCCAGCAGGCUUGGCGAUGCAAAGGGAGGCUUGUGCUUGAUGUUUUUGGAACACUGUUGCAUCCCCUUGUAUUUUGUAGAGCAAAUAAACCUAAGUAUGCAUGAGUUAAAGCUGUAAAUAGAAAGAGAGUUCUGCAUGGAAGCAGCUGCAGUUCAGUGAUCCAACCUUGUGUUGAGUCACAAAACUGAGUAAAGUACAUUAAAAAAAAACUAAGUCUUGAGUUACUUUGA